AUGGCAGAGGCAAUUGCAGACUUCUUUGCCGAGGCAAUCCGCCUGUACGAGCAUGUCCUGUCCCUGGACAGUGAAGCAAAACAUGACGAGGAAAACACCUCUCAUGAGAGCUUCUUCUGUGCCUUUGACAUCUUGGCAAGUCGUCUUGCGGAGCACAGCGAACUCACCGCCGUCGAGCCAGACAACCCAGAUGGCAUGGAGAAGAUGCUCAUCAAGGCUUGUUGGAAGAUGUCCCACGAUAUCUUGCUUCGCCUGGGAAGAAAGAAAACUGAGCAACAAGAUCUGAAUGACUACAUCAUUCCAGUCUCGUAUGCCCUUAAUUGGACAGCUCAGGAUGUUGAGGCGUUAGGGACUCGGCUUCUUCAGCUGAACACCCAAUGGCGAUGCCUGCAUCCAAGUGAUGACAAAACAGCACAGUUUGUGCAAAAGUUGUCUAGUCUCCGACCCAUCCAUGAAGUCGCACUGCAAAUCAAAGAUCCAGCGAUGAACACAGAAAUAUCACAAGCAUUAUCAACGCCUGCAUCCAUUCUCAGCGACUUCAUUCUCGAAACUCUCAGCUUCAAGUCAAUGAAAAAUCGUGAGGAAGAAGUGGCCGAGGCCCAUCGCAACACAUUCGACUGGAUAUUCAAGUACUCCUUCGGCGACGUGAGCGAGGGUGGAUUUGGCGAUCAAUUCAGUAGAUGGUUACAAUCUAGUGAACUUGGUAACACAUACUGGAUCACUGGAAAGCCGGGUAGCGGCAAGUCAACCAUCAUGCGGUACAUUUCUGAGCAUAAAACAACCGCUCAGUUGCUCCGCUCAUGGGCAGGAGAGGACAAGCUUACCAAAGCAAGUUUUUACUUUUGGACGAGUGGCUCCGAGGAACAAAGAUCUCAGACUGGCCUAUUGCGUUAUCUGCUUCACCAAUUACUCUCUUCCAGUGCACAUCUAAUGCCAAAAGUCUUCCCCGAAUUAUGGCAAAAACUGUCUACCAUGAGCACUCGAGAGCGGAUUCGCUUCUCGGUAGAGUGGAAUGCGAUUGAGCUCAUGGAUGGCUUCCACCGGUUUCUAGCUCACGCUUUGGAUUCGACAAAGAUAUGCCUCUUUGUUGACGGACUAGAUGAGUUCGACGGUGAUCACCAGGAGAUUAUUCGGUUUUUCAAAGCAAUUGCCGAGGAUGGAGAAAGGAAGGGUGUCAAGCUAUGCCUAUCCUCACGACCUUGGCCCGUCUUCGAAGAGGCAUUCGCAUACGCUGUACCAAAUCUGAAAUUGCAAGAGCUCACCUUUAACGACAUGGCAACAUAUGUUGAGGAUAAUCUUAGCCAGGAUCCCAAGAUGAAACAAAUAGUCUGCCAAAAGGCAAUUGGCGGCAACUCUUUGGUUCAUGAUGUGGUCCAUCGAGCCGAGGGUGUCUUUCUCUGGGUCCGUCUUGUUGUCAGAAAGAUUCUCGAGAUCCAUGGCCACGACCCGGAUCUCUCACGCAUCCGGCCGUUUCUGCAAACUUUACCCUCUGAUCUUGACAAUCUAUUUGACAAACUUCUCUUUCAGGACCAGACACCAGCCCAGAUAACAGAAACGUCGCACAUGUUCCAGUUAGUGCAUGCAAGAGAGGUGGUGGCCAAUUUCAUCAAAGAUGAAUCUGCAAACUCUCUCACGAUUUGGGAGCUGGCUUUCGCUCUGGAUGCAGCGAUUGUGGGAGAUGAUGAGGAUUUCGAGGAAGCCACCAACGAUGAAAUUCAUGCUCGCUGCAAUGCAACAGUUGAAAGAAUCAACGUAAGCUCCACAGGACUCCUCGAGACUUAUCUAGAUCAAACACGCGAUGACCGGUUCGUGCCAAUACUAUCUCAAAGAAGCGAUCACACUAGGGCCCAGGGUCGCGAUCUCGCUGAAAGCAGAGUCACGUAUUUGCACCGCACCGUUCGAGAUUAUCUUAUCGCCAAGCAAGGAGUCUGGAGUAAGAUACUGGGUCAUUGCGCUGCUGACUUUGACCCACAUGAACGACUCAUUCAGUCAUACUGCCAGCGUCUGAGGCACUCUAUUGAGCCCAUUGAGCAUCAUCGCCGACUGGAUGACUGGUAUCCCGAUAUUGCCUUAUCCUUGUCCCAUGCAAGGUACAUGACAUACACACCACGCCGGCAGAAUACACAGAUUGCCCUCGUGAACCAAGUCGAGCAUGGAAUCUCGUGGUAUUGGCUACGGCGACCUGGGGACGAGUACGACCAUUGGGCAAGAGGUUGCUUUGGCACUUAUGAGCAAAGAAAAGGUAACAAGUUGAUCAUUCAACAUCCAUAUCUGGCCUUGUGUACCAAAUUUGGCUUGGAACAAUAUGUUCUAGCCACCCUCGAUCACCUUGCCGAAGACGAGGGCCACGUCGAUUCGGCCGAAACUGACAGUUCGACACUUCACAUCAAGGAAGAGACGCCCCUUCUUUCGUAUGCUUUGGAAUUCCUGACUUCACGUCAGAAGACGAUCAUGCCUCUGUCCUCACCCGCGUUCAUCAAGUCGUUACUCGAGAGCCGUCAUUUAAGCCAUCCGGUGCUUGGAAGGCUCAUUGGUACUGCAAACAUGGAGUUUGACUCUCCCAUCAAGAAGAAACAAGGGACCACACCUUGGCUUUUGACGCUGUCCCAACUCCGCGACGCUAAGCGAAGAGGAUGGAUUGAGCCAUUCGAUGUCAGCACUGAUGGAACAUUCAGAUGGACUAAGAUUGUUAAAUUGUUGAUUCAAGAGGGCCAGGCCGAUAGAAAUGCUUUUUUAAAGUGGAAUGGCUUCGAUGAGGAAUGUUAUGCCAAAGACGUUCUUUCUGGGCCCGAGCAAUUGGGAGGCAUCGACGACUACUGGAUUCAGCAGUUGGGAAAAGUCAUGAUUGAAUGA
Messenger RNA from Pestalotiopsis fici W106-1, 2853 nucleotides. RefSeq lists its product as uncharacterized. NCBI's taxonomy places the organism in Eukaryota, Fungi, Ascomycota, Sordariomycetes, Amphisphaeriales, Sporocadaceae. The record is from RefSeq and is a predicted model, not a curated record. Bases 1 to 2853 code for a protein of 950 amino acids. The transcript is spliced from 3 exons.